GCUCAUCAAGUUCCCAACAGGAGAGUAGCUGCUGAAAUACCUACUCCUGAGUUUGUUGUUGUGGAUACAUAUGAACGGGACUAUUCUUGUACUUUCAGUCAACCAACUUCAUACUUGCGGGCUAGGGGAGCUCGAGCUGAGCUUGGAGAGUUUGUUGAGUAUGACUUGGACAACGAAGAUGAGGAUUGGCUUUCAGAGUUUAACAAAGACCAACAGAUUUUGAUACCGGAAAUGUUUGAGUGUCUUCUAUUCAAGUUGGAGGUAUUGGAUCAUAAAGCCCGGGAAAGAGCUGGUGUUAUAACACCUCUUGGAUCACCAAUUUCUGUGCAUUUAAGAUGGGAUGCUGCUAUAGAGGCACUACAAACCCAGCCAAUCAAAUAUGCAGUUAUACAUUCUGUUUAUGAUUACUGGAAAGAGAAGCGUGAAAGGUGGCAAAAGCCAAUUUUGAGACGUUUGCAGCCGCCUCCACCUGUUAAUGAUACCAACCCCUAUAAUGUCUUUCGACCUAGGGAGAAGGCCCACAGGCUUCACACAAGAAGGAUGCAGAGGAGAGAAAACAAUGUACAGUCUUUUGAAAAGCUUCGUCAGGUGAGGCAUAACCUUGACCAAGCUAAGAGAUUGUUGGAGGCUUUGAUCAAGAGGGAAGAGAAAAAAAGAGAAGUAAUGGAGAGUGAAGUUACACUUCAGAGGAUGCAAAUGAAGUAUAAGCAUGAAACUGAAUUGUUGGAAGAUAGCUUGGCAUUCCCUGGAUAUUUGCCAUUUUCUUCCAAGUUCGUUUCAAGUGAGGAGGAAUUUUUUGAUUCUGAUGAUGUCAUGAGGCCUGCUGCUGUGCCAAGUCUUCCUUCCUAUGAUACCAACCUGCCCGUGGUCCCUGCAGUUAGCACGAGGCAAGAGUUGAAGAGGCGAUAUGUUCUCCCUGGAUGGCCUCAUAAAUUGGAUCCUCUUGAGCCUGUUCUACUGUUCACAAAACCUUUAAUUCCAGAAAAGCUGGCUAUGGCGGGCAUUAUACCACCAUCAGAUUCUUCCACUAAAAAUGGCGAGUCGUCACCGCAAUAUAAAUUCCGUGGAAGAAUUGGUAGGGGAGGCCGUAUAAUAUUUGAUCGAUGGAAUCCACUCAUGCAAACGCCAAUUGACUGCGGUAACUCAUACUAUAUGCCACCAAAACCACGACCUUCAUGUAAUUAAUCUGGUUUGUUUGCUGCAGCUGUAAUUUUUUUUGUCCACUCCUGCAGAUAUAAUGAAAUCCCUGCUGGAAAGGGAUUGAGUUUAUCAUUAGGAUGGUAUAGGGUAGCUAGGAAAAUUGCAGAUGAAAAACUUAAUUAGGCCUAGAGAUUAAAAGAAUCAUCGUUUGCUGAGGGCAGGAAGUUAGAUGUAUUAUGUAAUUUUGUAUGUUCAAAUGUAUUCCUCUGCCAUUCUUUCUCGUACGGUGGUUUCCAAGUGUCAAUAUGUUUUUCUUAGUCAAACAAUUUGCUGAAGGUCUAAAUGAUACCACUGCAGGUAAUUCAACGGUUCAA
Messenger RNA from Neltuma alba, 1514 nucleotides. RefSeq lists its product as uncharacterized. Gene Ontology annotation, biological process: regulation of transcription by RNA polymerase II. Gene Ontology annotation, cellular component: NuA4 histone acetyltransferase complex. The record is from RefSeq and is a predicted model, not a curated record. The annotation marks the transcript as partial. The transcript is spliced from 11 exons. NCBI's taxonomy places the organism in Eukaryota, Viridiplantae, Streptophyta, Magnoliopsida, Fabales, Fabaceae.